UUGCGGGGGGGAGCGGCGGGAGCGGGUCCGGCACCGACACCGGCACAGCCAGCGGGAUCGGGGAGCGACACCGCGAUCGGCGCCGGGGCCGGCAUCGGGGAGCGGCACCGGGGGCGGCGGCGGCGCCUGACGGGGGAGCGGCGGCUCCGCAGGCGCGGCCUGAGGCGCUGGGCCCAGCGCUCCCGCUCGCUCCGGGCGGCCUCAGCGGCCCCGGCGGCCUCAGCGUCCCCGUUAGCUCCGCGCCCGGCCCCGCGCGGCCCGCAGCACCGGGAGGAUGUCGCGGCCCGUCAGGAACAGGAAGGUGGUGGAUUACUCCCAGUUUCAGGAAUCAGAUGAUGCUGACGAUGAUUAUGGAAGAGAUUCAGGGCCCCCCUCCAAGAAAAUCCGCUCAUCUCCCCGAGAGGCCAAAAACAAGAGGAGAUCUGGCAAGAACUCGCAGGAGGACAGUGAGGACUCAGAAGACAAAGAUGUGAAGACCAAGAAAGAUGAUUCACACUCAGCAGAUGAGGAUUUUGGCAGUGAGGAUGAUGAUGUAGGAGCCGAUGAUGGCAAAGCCGACAGCGACUACGAGAGCUCCCAAAAAAGCAAAAAAGGAAAAAAGGCCAAAGCAGACAAGAACAAGAGAGCAGCCUCCAAAUCCAGGAAAAGGCCUGCAGAGGACAGCGAGGAUGAGAAGGAAGAUCACAAAAAUGUCCGUCAGCAGCGCCAGGCGGCCUCCAAAGCUGCCUCCAAGCAGAGGGAGAUGCUGCUGGAGGAUGUGGGCAGUGAGGAGGAGGAGCAGGAGGAGGAUGAAGCUCAGUUCCAGGAGACAGAUUCAGGCAGUGAUGAAGAUUUCCUGAUGGAGGAUGAUGAUGACAGUGACUAUGGCAGCUCAAAAAAGAAAAACAAGAAAGUUUCCAAGAAAUCCAAACCAGAGAGGAAAGAAAAGAAAAUGCCCAAGCCCAGGCUAAAGGCUACAGUGACCCCCAGCCCAGUGAAAGGCAAAGGGAAGGCAGGUCGUCCCACAGCUUCCAAGGCAACAAAAGAAAAAACCCCAUCCCCAAAAGAAGAGGAUGAAGAACCUGAAAGUCCCCCAGAAAAGAAAAAAUCCACCAGCCCUGCACCAGAAAAAUCAGGAGAUGAGGGCUCUGAAGAUGAAGCACCCUCUGGUGAAGAUUAAAAAAAAGCAAUUGAGAGGGAAAAGAAAAAAAAAAGAAAAAAAAUCUUUGUUUAAAAAAAAAAAAGAGGAAAAAAAAAAAGAAAAAGGAAAAGAAAACAACACUUAGGGGUAGAACACAGGCUGUGGUUUUGAAUGCUGGCUUUGUUUUCAGCUGGGUAAUCCAGGGAAAUUCUUUUUUAAUAAGAGAAAAACCUUUCUCUGCAGUGAGAUUUUCAAAUUAAAAUGGUCUCUGUUGGCCAUUCUGUUCUCCCUCCCUGCCAAAUCUGAAAAGCCAUUGGAGACAAAUUAGAACAAACCAUUCAAUAUUG
Zonotrichia leucophrys gambelii is the source of this 1467-nucleotide messenger RNA. It is a transcript of the gene NUCKS1, whose product is annotated as nuclear casein kinase and cyclin dependent kinase substrate 1. The transcript is spliced from 8 exons. The record is from RefSeq and is a predicted model, not a curated record. Gene Ontology annotation, biological process: double-strand break repair via homologous recombination; interstrand cross-link repair. Bases 275 to 1159 code for a protein of 294 amino acids. Gene Ontology annotation, molecular function: double-stranded DNA binding; single-stranded DNA binding. Lineage: Eukaryota; Metazoa; Chordata; Aves; Passeriformes; Passerellidae. Gene Ontology annotation, cellular component: cytoplasm.